Messenger RNA from Suillus fuscotomentosus, 2214 nucleotides. RefSeq lists its product as uncharacterized. Bases 137 to 2149 code for a protein of 670 amino acids. Gene Ontology annotation, molecular function: protein binding. The record is from RefSeq and is a predicted model, not a curated record. The transcript has 2 exons. NCBI's taxonomy places the organism in Eukaryota, Fungi, Basidiomycota, Agaricomycetes, Boletales, Suillaceae.
UUCAACUCGCCAACAUCACUACUAGCCUAGUGUAUCGAGCUGGGUUGCAGGUUUAUCCUCCAGGCUAUUCAAUUCCAUUCUUAUUUCUCAACAACUUUGCACUCAGCCUCGGAGAUAAUUCCAGCAGCGUGGCAUCAUGUCUGACCUUGACGAGGCCAUCAAACUGCGUCGGGAUGUACUGCUCCUCUGUCCCCCCGGUCAUCCAGAUCGAUCCUCGUCUCUGAACAAUCUCGCAAUCAGUCUUAUAGACAGAUUCCGGCAGCGUGGCAUCAUGUCUGACCUUGAUGAGGCCAUCGAGCUACAUCUGGAUGCAUUACUCCUCCGUCCCCCCGGUCAUCCAGAUCGAUCCAUGUCCCUGAGCAAUCUUGGUGCCAGCCUUCGAAACAGAUUUCAGCAGCGUGGGAUUAUGUCUGACCUCGAUGAGUCCAUUGAGCUGCAUCGAGAUGCAUUACUCCUCCGUCCCCCCGGUCAUCCAGAUCGAUCCUCGUCCCUGAACAAUCUUGCAAACACCCUGGGAGACAGAUUCGAGCAGCGUGGGAUUAUGUCUGACCUUGAUGAGUCCGUCGAGCUGCAUCGGGAUGCAUUACUCCUCCGUCCCCCCGGUCAUCCGAAUCGAUCCAUGUCUUUGAAUAAUCUUGCAAACAGCCUUCGAGACAGAUUCCUGCAACGUGGGAUCAUGUCUGACCUUGACGAGGCCAUCAAGCUGUAUCAGGCUGCAUUACUCCUCCGUCCCCCAGGUCAUUCAGAUCGAUUCUCGUCUCUGAACAAUCUUGCAAACAGCCUUGGAGACAGAUUCCAGCAGCUUGGGAUCGUGUCUGACCUUGAUGAGGCCAUCGAGCUGCAUCAGGAUGCAUCAUUGCUCCGUCCCCCCGGUCAUUCAGAUCGAUCCUCGUCUCUGAACAAUCUUGCUAUCAGCCUCCGAGAUAGAUUCGAGCAGCGGGGCAUGAUGUCUGACCUUGAUGAAGCCAUCGAGCUGCAUCGGGAUGCAUUACUCCUCCGUCCCUGCGGUCAUCCAGAGCGAUCCUCGUCUCUGAGUGAUCUUGCACUGAGCCUUCGAGACAGAUUCCACCAGCGCGGCGCCCAGUCUGACCUUGAUGAAGCAUUUAGCUUAUAUUCUCAACUCUCCCACCUAUCACAUGCAGCAUCUCGCUCAGAUCUUCGUGUUGCUAAAUCAUGGGCGGCCUUCGCUGACACCCUCAAUCACGCCUCUGCAUUGCUUGCCUAUAAGACUGCACUGAAAUUCCUCGAUCAGCAGGUUGCUCUCUUGUCGCCUUCUUUCCAUCAUUUCGAUGUCUUCAGGGAGGCUGUUUCUUCCCUUGCCACAGAUGCUUUUUCAUGCAGUGUUCGUCAUGGUGCGCUGACGACUGCGGUGGAGCUGGUGGAGCAAGGUCGUGCAGUGUUCUGGACCCAGUUGGCACGCUUCAGCACGCCACUGGAUGAACUUUCCGUUUCAGGUGACACCGGCGCGGCCUUGGCAGAAGAGUUCAGACUGUCGAGUUUUCGCCUUCGUAACGCGUUCGAUCAGUCUACUGAAGACCAGUCUCUGCAAAUCCGGCAACUUGCCAUGCAAUGGGAUGACGUGGUUUCACGGAUCCGCAUGAUUCCCGACUUUUCUCGGUUUCUCCUCCCUCCCCUUUUCUCCGACCUACAGAAGGCAGCUGAAGACGGUCCUGUCAUCAUUGUCAAUACUAGCCAGUAUUGCUGCGACGCCUUGAUUGUCCUGAGCGAUCAAGAUCCUGUCCACGUUCCAAUCGGUAUCACGCACACCGAAGUUUCUGAUUUGUCCUCCGAGUUUCAAUCCCUUUCAAAACAAUUUGGUUCUCUUGAUGCUCAACUCAAGCUUGUCAGCAUCCUUCGUAAACUUUGGCAUGGCGUCGUUGGCCCCGUAGUACAAGCCCUUGAGGUAUCAAAUAUUCGCCGUGGUUCGCGUAUCUGGUGGUGUCCCACUGCUGAGUUCGCGCUGCUUCCUUUACAUGCAGCAGGAGCUUAUGAGAAGAAAAGAGAUUGUUUGUCUCACAUCUAUAUCUCCUCAGUACACCCCCACUUUGGCAACUCUUGUUCGUGCGAGACAGCAGGUUUCACGGGAUGCGUCCCCGCAACAUUUUGUUGCCAUUGGUCAAGGAAACCCCGAUGGAGGGAAGCCACUUGAAUGUGUAGCUCCCGAGAUAGCCGUUGUCGCCAAGCGUCUCGUGCCCGCCGUGUCGUCCUUCACGU